Molecule: messenger RNA, 1677 nt
Organism: Betta splendens (Siamese fighting fish)
Lineage: Eukaryota; Metazoa; Chordata; Actinopteri; Anabantiformes; Osphronemidae
Gene: rap1aa
Product: RAP1A, member of RAS oncogene family a
Exons: 9
Coding region: 366-923 (185 amino acids)
Biological process (GO): Rap protein signal transduction; negative regulation of synaptic vesicle exocytosis; cellular response to cAMP
Cellular component (GO): plasma membrane
Molecular function (GO): GDP binding; GTP binding; GTPase activity
Source: RefSeq, a predicted model, not a curated record
GCGCGGGGCCGCAAUAAAACCACUCGCCCGCCGCGUUUGAAGUGGGGAGCUUUAACUUGUAGCUUAACCUGUUUAGCUGUGAUAGGCUGAGGCGGAUCCAAUCAAUCGCUGCUGUCCGGACCCUUCCGUACAUUCACACUGUGGGACUUAGCGCACACAUAGCGGAACACGGGCCAGUUUCCUGCCGGAACAGUUUUGGUGUCGGACACGUCCUCUCGGCUCCGAUCAGCCCUCGGCACCUGCCCGCUGUCACCAGUGUACCUGCGGAUCUGCUGCCCCCCCUCCCCCCUCCCCAGAUGUAGAGGGAGUUGCAUCUGCAGCAGCCGUGUACACAAUUCUUGUGCUGUCCAGUGAAGUUGCCCACCAUGCGUGAGUACAAGCUAGUGGUGCUGGGAUCAGGAGGCGUGGGAAAAUCAGCAUUGACAGUCCAAUUUGUGCAAGGCAUUUUUGUGGAGAAGUAUGACCCCACAAUAGAAGACUCCUACAGAAAGCAAGUGGAGGUGGAUGGGCAGCAAUGUAUGCUUGAAAUCCUGGACACCGCUGGGACAGAACAGUUCACGGCUAUGAGGGACCUGUACAUGAAGAAUGGCCAAGGCUUUGCUUUGGUGUACUCCAUUACAGCACAGUCAACGUUUAAUGACCUACAGGACCUCAGAGAACAGAUCCUGCGAGUAAAGGACACUGAAGAUGUUCCUAUGAUCCUGGUGGGAAACAAAUGUGACCUGGAAGAUGAGCGUGUGGUGGGCAAGGAGCAGGGUCAGAACCUGGCUCGUCAGUGGAGCAACUGUGCCUUUUUAGAGACUUCAGCUAAAUCAAAGAUCAAUGUUAAUGAGAUUUUCUAUGAUCUGGUGCGACAGAUCAACAGAAAAACGCCGAUGGAAAAGAAGAAGACAAAAAAGAAGUCGAGUUGCACACUGCUCUAAAACGCCCUCCCACAGUAGCUCCAGGCCAGACACUUGUAAUGAUUAACUGUUUCCCAGUGGAUCGUGCCAGCAUUCCAAGUCCUCUGCAGAGCAUUUUGAUAAAGGCUGACAGAUACUUCACCACUCACAAAAUGGCAGGAGGCGGCACAUACUCUCAAGAUGCUCUUCUCUUCUUUUUAAUGGCAAAGAAAGCCACCUCUGUCUUUUUGCAUUGUCAGCCUGAUGACAACUAUUUUUGUCUUUUCUCUUCUCCAAAGUGUCUUUCUGUUGGAAAUAUCAGUGUAAAAGAAGAGACCAUGGGUUUAGAUCCAUAUAUGGGAAUUAAAAUGCUUUAUUAAUAGUAACAUCAGUCUUUGGCAUAAUGUGACAAAUGAAACCAUGUGACAUGUUGGCCUUUUCAUACAUUUCUGCACUAACGGUCUCAACAAAGAUGCAUCAUUGUCCAUAAGUUACUCACUCCUACUUACAAGGAUGUGCAUUGAUGAGAUACCAUCUUUCCUAAGUGACUUUGUUUUAUAUUGAGAGCUGCAAGCCUUCAUAUUUCCCAUAAUAUAUUCUACUUCCAUUUUUGCAUAAUAAAGCUAAGUAAAUUAGUAUUUUAUAGACUGAUGGGGGAAAUGGUGCAUUCUGAUUUGUGUCUUGCAGCUGAAAAUAUAUUGUACUAAACCAACUCUAAUAUUGCUUCUUGUGUUACCCUGUCACAGAUGACUUUCCAGCUUUUAUGAAUGAUUAAAUUUUAGUACAUUUUCAUUAA